ACGUAUAACCCGGACCAUCUUGGUUUGCGUUUAUUCUUUGUAAGUACGAUGGCAGUGUUAGCUUGACUGGCUAUAUCCCGACGAAAGACGCUUGUUUGUGUGAAAUAUGUGUGAUAAAAAUGUCCUUGCUAAAUCUCCCAGACUCUGAUCGACCAUCUCGGUAAGGAUUUCGCUUUUACGUGUUUGCUGUGAACCUCUGUGAUUAUUUCUAGCCGACAUUUGCAGUUCAUUCAGAUAAGCAAUAAGAGAAGGAAGCGGUGGUCACCAUGGAGCUAUAGUAGCAGAGAGAUGAGACCUGAUCAUCGUUUUUGGACACUUCCUCUGAUCUUGUUGUCCCGCCGAAGACAGAAACUGGAGGCAGUUUCAGAGUGGACCCAGAAAUACUCACCAAGCAAAAGAAUUGAAGAUCCAUCUUGUAUGGAGAAUCUCAAGUGGAACGAGGAUGUCUCAGAUGAUGAAGGUUGAAGCUGAUGAACCUGGAGGGGUCAGCUUGGAGUCUCCCAUACCUGCAGCAUCCACAUCAGGACACGAGGAGGAAGCACAAGACAACAAAGAUCUCAUGUUGCCACUCCAUCAGAUGUUGGUGAUUAAAGAGGUUCCUCAUGACUGGACCCCCAGUUUGGGCCAGCAGGACCCUGUCAACCCCCACAUAAAAGAGGAAGAGGAGGAGUUGUGGAUCAGUCAGGAGGAAGAGCAACUUACUGUGAAGAUUGAAGAUGAAGAGAAACCUCAAUUAUCAGUGAUCUAUCACAACAAAACUGAAGACAACAUGGAGGCGGCAGCUUUAACCAUUUGGUCAGUUGAACAGAUGGAAACGGAAUCUAAUGGAGAAGACUGUGGAGGACCAGAACCAGACUGGAACCAAGAUCCAGUUGAAAAUAAGAUAAAAGUUAAAUUAGGUACAAGAGGUAAAAGAGCUAAGAGUUCCAAACAUACAGCUCAGACUGGAGUCCAUGUAAGCGAGGAGCUAUUCGGUUGCAGUGUUUGUGGCAAAGGUUUCAAACAUAAGACUUCUGUUAAAAUCCAUAUGAUGAUUCACACUGGAAAGAGAACACAUUACUGUGGUCUUUGUGGGAAAGGAUUUAUUGGAAAGUGCCGUCUUCAGACACAUAUGCGACUCCACACUGGAGAGAAACCAUUUGUAUGUGAUUAUUGUGGUAAAGCGUUUCAUGCAAAGAACUUUCUUAAGACUCAUGCGAUAAUCCAUUCAGAAGAAAAACCUUUUUCUUGUGAGGUUUGCGGUAGAAGAUUUCAUAGAAAGGAUAGUAUUAAACAGCACAUGAGGAUCCACACGGCAGAAAAAACAUUUGUUUGUAGUAUUUGCAAUAGAAGAUUUGCACAAGAUGUUGUUCUAAAGAGACACAUGCAUGUUCACACAGGUCAUAAACAGUUUACCUGUAGUGUUUGCAGUAAAGGUUUUUCCCAACAAAAUGUUCUCCAGAGCCACCUGCGCAUUCACACAGGAGAGAAACCAUUUAUUUGUAGCAUAUGCAGUAAAGGAUUUUCCUUGCAAAAUGUACUAAAGAGACACAUGCGUAUUCACACUGGUGAAAAACCAUUUAUUUGUAGCGUCUGUAGUAAAGGAUUUUCACGGCAAGAGAAUCUGAGGAAUCACACGCGUGUUCACACUGGAGACAGACCGUUUGUUUGCACUGUUUGUUCUAAAAGAUUUUCACGACAAGGAUAUUUGAAAAAACACAUGGAGGUUCACACUUCACCAUUUAGCUGUAGCGAGUGUAGUGAACGCUUUGUGAAGGAAGUCCAGUUGGAGCGACACAUGAGGCUUCACACGGAGGAGAGGCCAUUUAGUUGUGACGUCUGUAAAAACAGAUUUUUUAGGAUGUGUCAUCUUAAAAACCACUUGAGAGUCCAUUCAGGAGAAAAACCAUAUGUUUGCAGUGUUUGUUGUAAAGCAUUUUCACAACAGAUUAUUCUAACAAGGCACAUGUAUGUCCACACAAGAGAGAAACCGUUUGUUUGCAGUGUUUGCAAUAAAUCGUUUUCACGACGUGGAGAUCUGAAGAGCCACAUGCAUGUUCAUGAAGAGUGCAACUAAUUGUGUUUUGGAAAAACAAAUUUUUCACAUUUUCCACUUUCUGUUGGCACACAUUCCGUCUUUAACCAGAACUUUUUUUCUUCAGUGAGUACAGACUCUUUAAACAAAGUUUGAUGUCGUCAACCAUUCAUCACAUCCAGGAUAAUUAUAAAAAGGUUAACUGUAGUGAGUUUUUUUUUAUAACUAAGCAAACUUAGAUUGGGUUCUAUCACAUCAACAGGCAGCUCUGUAGAAUUCCCUGGGUUAACCGCAUCAUGGGUUAUGUCACCUAAUUAUUGUAGAGCCUGUGCACACCUGUAAGAAAACAUUUAGCUGUAGUUAUGGUUUUAUUUCUGAAAAAGAUGCAUUGAAACCAGAGUUUUUAGUUCCAAUGUCUGUGGUAGAUUUGAGUAGAAAAGCCGUCCUGUUACUCAAAUGUUCAUGCACACAUGAGAAAUACCUUUGCUUUGUGAUUCUGGUGUAUAUUACAAUCCAUCAUUUAAAAAACUGUCUCCCAAUCAUGGCUAUGGACCACACUCAGCUUAAGGUUUUAGAUAUUGUCUUGCUUUAACUAACUGGUUUAAAUUUAAAUGACAUUUGAAGUCGCGUACAUAGUCUACUGUUAUGAAAUAUGCUAAAACCUAUUAAAUACAUAUUUCUAA
Messenger RNA from Xiphophorus maculatus (southern platyfish), 2697 nucleotides. Its product is annotated as gastrula zinc finger protein XlCGF57.1-like. The transcript is spliced from 3 exons. Gene Ontology annotation, biological process: regulation of transcription by RNA polymerase II. Gene Ontology annotation, molecular function: RNA polymerase II cis-regulatory region sequence-specific DNA binding; DNA-binding transcription factor activity. NCBI's taxonomy places the organism in Eukaryota, Metazoa, Chordata, Actinopteri, Cyprinodontiformes, Poeciliidae. The coding region runs from base 443 to 2056 and encodes 537 amino acids. The record is from RefSeq and is a predicted model, not a curated record.